Messenger RNA from Exophiala aquamarina CBS 119918, 576 nucleotides. Its product is annotated as chromatin modification-like protein EAF6. The coding region runs from base 1 to 576 and encodes 191 amino acids. The transcript is spliced from 2 exons. NCBI's taxonomy places the organism in Eukaryota, Fungi, Ascomycota, Eurotiomycetes, Chaetothyriales, Herpotrichiellaceae. The record is from RefSeq and is a predicted model, not a curated record. Gene Ontology annotation, cellular component: NuA4 histone acetyltransferase complex.
AUGGCCGAGAAUGUACCGCCUGCCACUGCGAGCAAGCCCGCGUCGGCCAGUGCUGAUCGCCCCGGCCUCCCAUAUUACGAGAAACUGCGCCGUGACUUGCGGGACACUCUCCAGAAGAAGAGGCUUCUAGACCGUAACCUAGCGGCUAUCGAAGACCAGAUUUAUCGACAAGAGUCGACCUACCUCGAGGAGACAUCCGUCGCAGGCAAUAUUGUGAAAGGAUUUGACAACUACAUCAAGGCAUCUGCGGUAUCAGCCGCUGCAAGUUCGGCAGGAGGUACCGUUUCUGGGAGCGCAGUUGGUGGUGGACUCGGCGCAGGACGUCGGAAAGCCGUGAUUAACGAGACUGAUCGCGUGUUCACGAGAAGCUCAGUAUCAUACAUGCGGGAUUCAGAUUCGCCUAGCAGCGCUACGAGUACGCCACAUGCCGGCACCCCGACAGCGAGCUUUACCACCGAGAAGGCGGAUAAGAAGAAGAAAAAGAGUGCCUCCGCUAACGACGAUGACACCGAUGCAAGAUCAAACAAACGCCAGAAGAUUACUUUCGGAGGAUCACGAAAGGGCCAUGACGAUUGA